GUGCGGCAGCGGGACCCGGGCCGGGCCGGGCGGGCGGCCGGGCGCCAUGGCCGAGUCCCAGCUGAGCUGCCUGGACGAGGCGCACGUGAACGAGCGGGUGAGCGAGGCACAGGCCGCCUUCUACUACUGCGAGCGGCGGCGGGCCGCGCUGGAGGCGCUGCUGGGCGGCGACGAGCAGGCCUACCGCGAGCGGGUCCAGAAGGAGCGGCUGCGGGACUUCCUCUCCAGCCUGGAGCGCCAGGCCCUCCGCGCCGCCUGGAGCCCCUACGAGGACGCGGCCCCCGCCGCCCCCGCCGCCCGGGGCAAGAGCAAGGCCAAGGCCAAGACCCCGGCGCAGGCCCCGGCCGAGCCCAGCGAGUCCCUGGCCUACUGGCCCGACCGCUCGGACACUGAGGUGCCCCCGCUGGACCUGGGCUGGACCGACACGGGCUUCUACCGCGGCGUGAGCCGCGUCACCCUCUUCACCCACCCCCCCAAGGAGGAGAAGGCCCCCCACCUCAAGCAGGUGGUCAGGCAGAUGAUCCAACAGGCCCAAAAGGUCAUUGCUGUGGUCAUGGACCUCUUCACCGAUGGUGAUAUCUUCCAAGACAUUGUGGAUGCUGCCUCUAAGCGCCGUGUCCCAGUGUACAUCAUCCUGGAUGAGGCAGGCGUGAAGUAUUUCCUAGAGAUGUGUCAGGGCCUGGAGCUCACUGACUUCCGUAUUCGGAACAUCCGUGUCCGCUCUGUGACAGGUGUCGGCUUCUACAUGCCCAUGGGGAAGAUCAAGGGGACCCUGUCAUCAAAGUUCCUAAUGGUAGAUGGUGAAAAAGUAGCCACUGGCUCUUACAGGUUCACCUGGAGUUCCUCCUACGUGGACAGGAACCUUCUCCUUCUCCUGACAGGGCAGAACGUGGAGCCCUUUGAUGUGGAGUUCCGCGAGCUAUAUGCCAUCUCUGAGGAGGUGAACUUGUACCAGCAGCUGAGCCUGGCAGGAGGUGCUGGCAGGCUCGGCCCCAACUACUCCUCCACUGUGGCUCGCAAGCUCAUCAACCCCAAGUACGCUCUGGUGUCAAGCAGCCGCUGCCCGCCUGGGGAGAUGAUGCGCUGGGCCGCCCGACAGCAGCGGGAGGCUGGCGGUGACCCAGAGAGACAGGAGGAGGGCAGCGGAGGCGGCGAGUCUGCCCGGCGCCUGGAGAGCUUCCUGAAUGACCUGGUCACGCUGGAGCAGGUGCUGCCCCCCAUGGAGCCCAUUCCCUUGGGAGAGCUGACUCGGAAGGAUGGCAGGGUGGUCUCUCACCUGCACAUGGACCUGAAGCCCAGACCCCGAGAGGCGCUAGCCCGAAAUGGCAAGGGAGAAACUGCCAAUGGGGAGGCCCCCCCAGCCAGGGAGAGCAAGCGCUUUGGCAGCAGGUUCUUCAGCCGACGGGCCAAGAGGCCUGCAGCGCCCAACGGCACAGCGAGCUCCUUCUCCACCGAGACCUCUACUGAAGUGGAGUUUAUGAUGGGGAAGAGGCCCAACGAGGGCUCGAGUGCCAACGUCUCAGGUAAAACAAGCCCCGGUCCUACCAAGGCCAACAAUUGCGUGAUUUCCUGAGCCACGGGCCAGCCGUGGGCAGGACCUGUGGAUGCCCCCCUGUCCUGUCCUGUGGAGAACACAGGCCAAACUCUGCACCAGUUUGCACGUUGGACCCCUACUGGCCUCCUGCCCCAGCAGCCUUCAUCCUGGCCUCAGGGACCCUGAAUUCCAGAUGUGAGGAUCUGCAGCAUCUCAAGAUAAUCACACGCCUCCAUGAGACUAUUGGUGGCCGGGCAGGGGUCACUCCUCCUUGUUUACAUGAAGUGGAAGUUUGACUAGUAUCCGCUCUCCUUUAUGCUUGACCCCCUCCCUCCACUGGGCCAGCCUCGCCCUGCAGGUCCCUAGAGGGAGUGAGCCCAUGUCUUUAUACCUUAAUGUGCUAGGGACUCCAGAGCAGCCCAAGCCCCCUGACUACUCUUUCUCUGGGCUUCCUGGUGCUUCUGGGCCCCCAAGGAGGUUUGGUGGAAUAAAAGGGAAGAGGACAGGGCUCUGAGCCAAGGAUCCAGUCUUGCUCCAGCCUCCGAACUCAAGGUGGAAGGUGCAGCUGGGACAGCUAGGGCACUGGCUGCUGCGGCCUUCCUGGCUGGGUCCCUGCAGGCUCCUGCACUAGGCUGAAUGAAUGAGGGGAAGCCCUCCCCCUAGCCAGUGGCAGAAUUUGACACUGCCAUUUUGAGAGCCCUCUCCUGAGGUCUCCUUUCCGCCUGGCCUGCACUGUCUUGGCAGUCUCUGCCCCAGGCGGUCUCGGCCUCCUUGGCUAUUGCCUGCUGCCACCCCAUACGGUGGUUCUUCUCGUGCCUGUACCGGGGGCCGCUACCUCCCCUUAACGUGCCUUGAUUUGCAGCCCAAGGCAGGGAGAGAGAGCUUGGCAGAGGGCCAGUUAGGGUGGUGUGGGAGACUGGGCCCUGCAGACUGGAGCAUUUGUCCUGUCCCCCAUCCCCGAGGUGGCCCUUGGUCCCCUUCACCAGCCAGCACUUCCGUGCCUUCUCUAGUUACAUUUCAGCCGAAGACCAGCCUUAGCCUCCUGCCAAAAGCCAGGCUGUAUUUAGAAGCCUCAGCCUCCCCAAAGCAGCCUGGCCUAAUUGCCAGGACGCCGGGCCAGGGAGCCCAGCCUAAAAUCGCACGCUGCCCACUCCCCACUUGUGGGACUGGGGGCUCUGAGGACAGAGUUCUCGAAUGGACAAUGGAGAACUUGUCAAACUGCGGCUGUGCGAGCCGGCCCUGCCUUGGGGUGCUGAGGCUCAGCGCCCAGGGGAGCCGAGGGCUGCGGGCCCUGUGAAAGCACCAUGCACAGCCUCUCUCAGCCUUUUCCUUCUGAACCAAACUCUUCUCCUGUGUCUUUCCUUCUGCAAAACCCCGGGGCACGAGCAGCAGCUGGGGAGGGCCUCAGAUGUCUGCGAGGUGGCUGACGUAAGAGGCGAGCGGGGAGCGUUGACGGCGCUGAGGUGAACCAGGCGUCCUUUGAGAAAGCAGGAAGGGUGACGGCACCACGCGGUCGAGAAGAACCUGGCCUCUCUGGCGGUGGGGAGGGGCAGGGAAAGGAAGGGUGAGCGGGUUCCCAGGCUCCUCUGUUCACCCUGAGGUUAGCUUCUGAGGUGUUGGGAGGUGGGGUGCAAGGGGCCCUGACCCGCCUCCUGAGCUUUUGUGAGGAUUAAACGCUUCCUGAGAAGUGCUUCCUUAUGCACCAA
Molecule: messenger RNA, 3240 nt
Organism: Equus quagga
Lineage: Eukaryota; Metazoa; Chordata; Mammalia; Perissodactyla; Equidae
Gene: SACK1F
Product: family with sequence similarity 83 member F
Exons: 5
Coding region: 47-1573 (508 amino acids)
Source: RefSeq, a predicted model, not a curated record